UUUUUUACAGCAGCUCCACCAGGAUACUGUAGGAGCUUUGACGGAUCACUGUACAAGAUUGGCGAUACGUGGAAACCAAACCCACUGGAAACUUGCAGUUGCACUCCCUCCCAAUUUAUAGCAUGCUCUAUUAUUCAGCCACCCAUUGUGAUAGCCUGCAGGGACAGCAGUGGGAACACGAGAAAACCCGGCGACACGUGGCUGGAUAAUCCCCAGUCGAAAUGUAACUGCACAAAAGGCAAUUUCGUAAUGUGCGAUAGAUUGCAUGAGCCAAUGUGUCAAGAUAUUAGUGGAGUAUUUCGAAAGAAUAUGGAUAAAUGGGCGAAAGGUUCUUGUCUGGAAUGCGCUUGCAUCAAUGGUACCAUCAAUUGCAAUCAAACGAUUGUCAAUAUAACGUAUGGGUUAUUUAACGCCUCAGUAUUUCCGAUUUCGGAACUCUACGCAUCACAAGCACCACAAACCUCAAGUGCUUGCAAAGGUAAUCUGUAAAUAUAUUGGUUCGGAACUAAGUGUUAAUCAGAGACUUGAAAUUUGGUACAUCCAUGAUUUUCUUUCUAUUCUUUCUAUGAAACGUUUUUGGACCUUGGCUAAAACAUUCUUCUUGAGCUAUUACGGCGGGCACUAAGUACGGUAUGAGUAUUCUAAAAUGAAAGCAUUCAUUAUACUUCAUAAACAAACAUAUUCGAUGUACACUUCAAUCAAGAAAGGUCUCUUUCCUCAAUACAGCGGUAUAUGGAUGUGCGCUAUACUUUUUCCAUAUAAUUGUCUUGACAAUCUUACUGUUAAGAACAGCCAAGACAAAAUAUUUCAUAUGUCACAUUUUGGUCUAUUUUACCCACACGUGACAGUAACAUCGGUAUAUAAAAAAACGACGCUUAAAAAGAUUAUUUCAAAAUUAAAUAACUUAGUUGUUCGCUUUAUUUCAGCCUUCCAUGAUAAUAAAGGCCAGUUAAUCAGAUGCGAACGCGAGGGCCUUUUUAUCCGCGACAAUCAUCGCUGUAAUGGAAUUGAAGAAUGCCCGGAUGGAUCAGAUGAAAAAGGGUGUGAAAAUGGUGAGUUUUUAUGUUUCUGUUGUUAUCAUCUUCAUGGAAUCUAAUUUUUCUAGAGUGACUCUCUCUCUCUCUCUCUUAGCUUUACCAACAUGAAUCAUUGGCCCGGCGGGGGGGGGGGGAGGGGGGAGGUGUGCACUCCAUUCUCCCUUAUAUAGCCUGUACGGGGAUUUGCCGCUGGACAGGGUAUGGUUUUCUCUCUUAGUGUCCUACACAGGAUAUAUAAUUUCAAGUGAGUCUGUCAGCAUACACGUUUUAUUCGCUAAAUAAAUUUAGUUUAUACUCCAAGCAUACAAAACAUAAUAUAUAGAUUUAUCCAGGGUUGAAAAAAAACAAAUUUGCCCGUGCAGAACACUUUUUUGGCACAUUUCUUUGCGUUGUUUUGCACGACUACAACGUUAAACGUACAGAAACUUCUUAGUUACACUUUUAAUGGAGGAAAUGUGGUACGCGUUCUCGUUCACCUUUUUUCAGUUUUUACGUUGCAUUUGAUUGGUGGCCGCUAGCAUUUCUCAUUUUGUCACCACCGCUACAAAAUGUUCAUGUUGUUCUUCAAACGAAAAAAUGUCUCCUUUUUUUAUCUCUCACUCCAGAUCUCUCUCGCCCUUUUUCUCUUUGAGCUUCGCUGGCCUGCCGCCUACUUUCUCUUUUCCUUUGUCUUUGUCUUGCUCUAUAUUCCAAAUGGCAAUUUAUAUAAGCCAAGAGACUAUAAAGGGGACAGAGAGGCCAUCCCCCAUAUACACCCUAUUCCAUAGGUAAUUCGUCUCGAGUUAUUUUUAACACCACAGAUCUCAAGGGGGAUUAGACAACAGCCAAUCACAUAGCGCGAAUGUGUUCCGCGUGGAUGACCCACGUUGAGAGCCACGCGUCCUUCUCGAAAUGACGCAGAACAAAAUGGGGGAAAACGCGGAGAGCGAUUUUGCUAUUCCUUUUGUCGACGAAAACGACUACAGCGAGAUUUCUGCGAAAGCUGUGUCAGGGAAACCGAAAUUAAAAAAGAAUCGCCCUUCCUCUCUUGUAUAGAGCUAACAGUAGAGCAGGGAAAUCCUUAACACACUGAAUAUUCUCUCAGGAUCAUUUAUAAUUUACAGUUUGAAGAGAGCAAUUUCUGGUUUGAUGUUUAUUUUUUUCAGUCUUUAUAGCGAUUAUUCCUACCCACCUACUUUGUCAACUGUAGGCGAACCCUCCUAAAGCUGAAUUUCAAGGGACCAUAUUCAAGCUCAGAAAGAGAAAUAAAAUUUCGUCGUUGCUUAUUUACGUCCUCCAUAAAACGCGAAAUUAGGCAUUUUCACGUCGUAGUCGUGCAAAAACGGGAAAGAAAUGAACAAAAAAGUGUGUUGCACGUGCGAAGUUGUUUUUUUGCUAAUUAAACCUAUUGUUUUUUUGAUGUUCUAGUUGUCGUCCGCGUCGUUGGAUCUUAAACUCCCUAAAUUGUACAAACGACCGGUUUCAAUAGACCGGCGAAAUUUCUCAUUUUAUUAAAGCACUGAGGUUACGACAACUUCGAGUUAAACUGAUUUCACGGGUUGUCAAAGAGUCCAGCGAUUCCUUUUUCCCAGGUGAGCGCCGACUCAUUUGGCUUCAAUAUUCAUGAAUGUUCUCGAUCUUUUUACGCUUUCAUUGCCUCUCGCCCGACAUGUUUUGGUCAUGCGAAACCUCCACGAAACAUCCACGCCUCGCGCGAGGUAACUUUAUCCCGAUUCUAAAAAUAACUCGAGACGAAUUACCUAUGGAAUAGGGUGUAUAUGGGGGAUGGCCUCUCUGUCCCCUUUAUAGUCUCUUGUCUAAGCUUAAUACUUUAGACAACACGGAUACAGAAACAAUUUCUGCUUUCCGUUUUCGUCUUUAUUGAUUCUUUAGUUGUCUCUGCUUUACAAGACGCAGGUGGCUAUGCGAUUUCCCGCCAAAAUAACCUCGAAUUGCAUUUGGGUUGCCAUACCUCUUGAUUGAGUUAUUUUACAUUGGUUUGCCUGUGGUGCGGACAGACGAUCGGGCGGGCGGGAGUACGGUCACGUGAUUACCAAAUUUUCUCGGAUGGGUAGAUUACUUCAUUUACUUACCUAUGAUGUUCCAUUGCGCAAAACCAAAGACCAUUACGUGAACUUGCCCUAUUGCAAUUGCCAUUAAAUAGUUUUAAAACCAGACGGCCUGCAUUUCGUCCUUUAUCCUUAACAGGAUAUUUAAAUAGGAUUUUUUUUAGCAAAACUUGUAAUAAGAAGUUACUAUUAUUAUGCCUAUGUUAUAGUAGAAAAACCACACAAAUAGAAGUACAUACCUAAAAAAACUGCUCCCCACAUCGACAUGCGCAUUUAUCUCGAAAAACGCGGUGCCUACAGUACACACCCAAAAACGGAGCGCGUUUGGAGGGAGUACAUUGAGCAGCUAUCAAAGACACAAAUGUCUAAAAUGGACACAAGGGUAAUAAAGUCCAGUCGGUAAGAAAAUUUGGAACCAAAUGAAAAGAAUGCUUUUUCCUUACUUAACUUUGGGAUUAAGUGGGAAUAAAAAUUUUUUUCAAGCUAAUAUGGUGAUUUCCAAGAUCUUUUCCACGUUUCACCACCUCUGGUGCUGGUAGACUCUUCCUAAGUGCUAUUUGUUCUUUCUUCAUUAAUUAUUCAGUUAUCCACUUUUACGAAUGGUCUUAAUGCAUUUAUUAAGAUAAGUAAAGAGUAAACAGUGUAGCAAACAGGUAUUAAAGGAUUACAAGCCACUAUGACGAUUCAGUAUGAAGACUGUAUGCAAAAACAAUAAAUGAAACAAUUCCUUUUUGAUCUCUGUUGUGGGCAAAUCGCGUACCUCACACUUGUAUGUUUAUCUAAGCUAUCAACACCUAUGCAAAAAAUUGGCAAAAUAAGGCAUCUAAUAUUUUGCUUCAGCCAGUAGUGAAAAUAUUUUGCACGUUUUCCUCAGAAAAGGUAUAACAACCGAUUGAUAACAUAUCCGAUCUUCUUAAACUACAAUCUAUGGACUCACGGUUAUUUAAUUGGGGGAGGGAGGAUGGGGGCUCUAAUGUCGGUUGUCUAACACUUACCUCGCCAUACAGAGAACCUCUAUGCGCACAUACUAAUUGUCUAGAAUUAUUUUGUUAUCAUAUUCUAGAGAUUUGCAAGGACGAAGAAGGUGGUACUUUCCUGAUAAACGAAAGCUUAAAGGGAUGGAACGUUUCUCCUUGUCUCAGUUGCCAAUGCAAAGAUGGCUUAACAACAUGUAAAAGAGACCUAACCAUUAACUUUCCAGGAUAUUUCCGGGGUAUGUAUAGCCUUGAACAGAACUGUACUCAACCAUCAUGCAGCGUUCUGAAGUUUAUUCAAGAAAACAAAGAUUGGUGUCAUGGUAAGAAAUUCAAGUAACAAAUCUCCAUGGUCUACACUGACUACACUAGACCCGUGGAACUGACGACAAAACGUUCAAACCUAAAGUGAAACCACAAGCCCCAGGCAAGUGGUCUCACUUCAAAGUUCUCAACAGUUUGUCAUCACUCCCAAGUUCUAGAAUUGUAUAGACCAUGGAAAAUUGUCGUCUAUUGCCUUUUACAAUAACGUAGCCAUUUCCGGGGAAAUUCCUUGGAAAAUUGGGCUAGAAAAAUAGGAAAAAAAUCAUGGUGUAAUUACGCCAUUUUCAUGGUCUUUUACCCUCAUAGACCAUAGCUCUUGGCCAACCAGUGCGCGAAAAAUCUCUCUUUAGAAAGAGUUUAGGGUUGGUUUAAUAAUCUCUACAAACGAAUCCUGGUUCCAUUGUAUGAUUAUGUGGUUCUGAUUUAACAUUUAAAAUAUGUGUUCGGUUGCAUGGAGUUACUAGAAAGCUUAAGCAAAGACGACGGCGACGACAACGAGAACCGCAAAAAAACAAUUGGUUUAGAUUGCCAAAAAACUAAUUUGCACGUGCAUCACGAUUUGUGCCGUACAUUUCGUGGUCGUCACUGCCGUCUACGGUGAGAAAUUUCCUAAUUUUACGUUUCAUUGAGGACGUAAUCACAAGACAACGACUUCUCUUUUCUUUUUGUGAACUUAGAUACAGUCCUUCAGAAUUCAACUCCUGCAAAAAAUCAACAACAUUUGACAGAUUAAAAGAGAUGAAAUAAGAGCGAUAAAGUUUGAAACAGCUCAAAUUCACUUUUUGUGUGACGUUUUCGCUGCCGUUGCCGCCAUUGUUGCUUAAGCUCUCUAUGGUCAAAUGGUCAAAUAACAAGAGACCCUGCACAAUUGCCGAAUGUUUUUAAUGACUUUUUUUCUACUGUUGGACCAAAGCUGGCGUCUAUGAUUCGCACAUCAAAUCACCACUUCUCCGGCUUCUUGCCCCCGCGAUAGUUCGCAAAUUCGUGCAGUCAUUUCACAUGGAAACCUCACAUUGACAAUGCUGUAACAGUAAAAACCAUUGGCGUUACUGCAAGACUGAGACAUUUUGUCCCCCAGAGUACUCUUCUCAACCUUUAUAGAUCUUUAAUCUUCCCGUAUUUGUCUUAUGGCCUCAUAACCUGGGGUCAGGUUUCUAAAUUACACAAGAUUUUAUUGAACGAUUUCACACCGGAAUACCUUGUGACGUAUUUACUCGUUCCAGACAAAUACAUUCAUAUAACACAAGAUCAGCUUCUGCUGGACAUUUCCAUAUAAAACCGUCUAGAUUAAACAUUAUGCGGAAUUCUGUUUUUGAAUAUGCAACAAUCAUUUAAAAAGUAAUACUAGCAAACUCUCUCUUAAAAUGACUACGCAUACAAUAUUAAAAGUAGUAAUAAAUUUAUCAUAUACAAUUACUUCUGCGACUUAAAUAAUUUCUUGCCAAAAAUACCUUAAAAUAAUACAGAAAAAAAAUAUUCAAACCAACAAAAAGUAUUGAAGGUGCUUAACUUAUUCGUUUUUCCAAGCGGUCGAGUUGAUACAGAACAGGGGAAUUAUCUUUGAGGGCCAAACUUGGAAGUUCGAAGGAUGUACCUUUUACUUCCCUGGAGUACGUAAUUCAGAAUACUGUCCCUCGAUGACCAGACCUGUCUGUUAUGUAUACAAUGGAGCUAUCUGUUGUGCUUCAGAAUGCUCAGGUAUUUAUUUUUUGCGUUUCUUCUUGAACAAACCGCUGCGGCUAGACCUCCUCCAAUUUGUGGGGUUUGAGUAAUUCAACAGGUCCAACUGACCACUUUUAAUUUUAUUAGGGAAACUCUAAUAUUAACCAUUUGGAAAACAUCCAAGCAGUGACCGCGUAUGCUUAGUAGAAGUAACCGUUUAUUAGGGUCAAAUUUACAGUAAAUAUGGCAGGCAAAUUUCGGAAAAAUGAUAGGAGGUUUGACUGAUUGGAAUUAAUAGAUUGACUCCAAUUAUGUCCACCUUCUAAUUAACACGAAAGAAUUAAUUGCAGUCAUACAGGUGUCAGAUGUAGUCUAUUAUCCAUCAGGUAGGGGCUGGAAAACUGGCCUCCAAAACAAUGGAAACAUACACGUUUGUGUGGUUACAGGGGACACACUUUUCAAAGUAACGUGCACUGAAAUGGAGUUUUGUUUUCAAGUUUUGAAUACCUGUGGUUUGGUCGAUCAUCUCUCAAAAGAAUUCUUUCGGAGGUGAUGCUGAAAUUUAUCCUUUUCAUAUGCUCUUUUAUGAGAUACUGAGGGCAUCUUAAAUUUGAAAACAGUUUUUUGGGGGUGACGUCAAAUGGCCAAAACAAACACGUCUAGGCAAAAAAGGUCUACUCAACCCGUCUUUAAGAGUGGCUAAUAUAACUGAGUUAUCAAACUGAUCAUUUCCUGUACUAUCCACCUCUUUCUCAAGUGUUGCAGCAGAUAGGAAGUCAAAUGAGAGGAAACCUGACUUACUGUCCCAGUGGCCGUCAGCUGGAUUCAGAUAGCUCUCGAUGCAGAAAUUCUUCCAAUUGCUCACAAAAUCUUAAUAUUGAUAAUUGUUUGUCAGGUGAGUGUUCAAUCUGCUAUCUUGUUAACCUCCAACGAGGUUUUUAGAUACUAGUUUGUGUUGCAUGAACGUUUUGCAUAUCUGGGGUCUACUUUCGCCGUAACAAUUUUGAGGGUGUCUAGAGUUUACUCACGGAAAAUUUUUGGGACUAACUUUUGCUGAUUUUUUAGUCCACGCAAUAAAAUAUUGAGAGGCGCCUGUGAUCACUCUUUGAGCUACGGUUCGCUCGACCUAGAGAUAUUUCACUCAGGUCUUUUACAAUUUUGAAGAUUAUACAUCACAGCUCUUACAGAGGACUGACGACGAAGCAAAAAAGUUUCACCCAUGCAUCCUGUCAUGCUCAAUAAAACUCUAUUCUCUUAGGGGCCGACCAUUUAACUCUUGGGGGGGGGGGGGGUAAUUUUGAAAAAAAAUUCUUGCAAGCGCUUGUAAAUGUAAUAGAAAGCUUAUGGGGAAAAAAGGGAAAAAAUAUCCUGCCCACCAGAUUGCUAGAAGAAAAAUUCUUGAUGACCAGAAAUCACCCACCCCACCCCCCUCAAGAGUUAAAUGGUCGGCCCCUUAUUACGGUAUGAUAUCCGCUCAGGGUGCUAUUACUGAUUUCAACAAAUGUACUAUGAAAAUUUGAAAAACGUUCUACGGUAUACUGGAGCCAUAAAGGGCCAUUCCCACUCAGCUUGAAGGAGGAACUACACGAUAUGUAGCCCAACGCAGAUUUUCUUAAUGCAGCUCUGUUUUGCGUUCCUGAUAGGCUACACUGUAGAUGUUCUUUUAGACGCUCGGGCGGAUGUUUUCUAGGAAAAGCUCAAUGAUUGUUGAUUAUAUAUAAUCCAGUAACGCGAUUUUUACAUAAAAAAGAAAAGUUAUUUAUUGUUCAUUGGACGGAAGGGAGUAUUAAUGCGGAUUGAACGCCACUCUUUUGUUGUUACAUUAUAGUCACUGGUAAACUACACGCGCCUGCGCAUUAGGCCCCGUCUGGUCCUGUGCGGUCCUGUCAGACUAGCUGUUUUCACAACAAACCUUCAUUUGAUAAGACACAGUUUACUCCAUAUUGGCGGAGAGCGAUCUGUUAGUAAACUGGGAAAAAGUUUAACCCGCAAAAUUUUCUUGCUACACGGUAUCCAUAAGACAAAAACGAAUAAGCAUCAUAAAGGAUGAAAAAGUAGCAGAUGAAACCCAUAAAGAUAAAGGUUUGUGUACUUUAGGAGUCAGUGGAUAGUGAUGAAGUUUUCCACUUCUUCCUUCUCCGUUACAUUUAUUUUAUUUGUGCUCUUUUAUUAUCAGUUGUCACGUGUCAAGAUGAGGACUCUAAUCAAUAUUUUGAAGGGACCACGUGGUCUGUUGGUUCCUGCAUAAAGUGCUCAUGCGCGCAAGGAAAGAUUCAUUGUUCAAGAACAGCAGUUUUGAUAUCAUUCCUUCAGCUUUCGGGACUUGUGGUAGUUGCAAGUGAUCAGACAUUCAUUGAGUAUUGCAAUCAAACAAGUUGUAAUGUGGCUUCUUUUGUUAAAGCAAAUAAAGAAAUAUGUUAUGGUAAGUUUCGACAGAAACAGCAUUAACCACACUGCAGCAAGAUUAGCUCAGUCGGCUGAGCGCUUAGUUCACAGCAGCGCGGGAGAUCGCAGGUCCUAUUCCCGGGGCCGGACAAAUUCUCCAGGUCUUAAAAAUAGAGAUACUAUUUUUAUCAUACUGGAAACGGCUAGACCUUCGCCUGGCUCGGAUGACUAAGCUAUACAUAAAAUAGCGGUGCCUCUCCAGCAGCGGACGUAAAAUGCUAUCCUUAUUUAGUUUUUGAGUGCUAAAUACGUUGACAUUCAAAUAGAGUUCUUUUUUUCAAAACGGGGGUCGCGAGACAGCUUUCCAGCUCAUUUAGUUACUAUUGCCGAUUACUCUUCUUUCCUUGAGCACUAUGAAACUUAACGUUAGCGAAGAAAUUACUUAACAAAAUAGAAGCUUCUCUAGAUCGAAAAUUUUGCAUGCACUUGUUGUAAUUGGAGGUAAUUUACCUCAGAAGUGACUAAUGUGUUAAGUGCUGCAAUUAUGGUAAACUGAGGUUGNCCCCCCCCCCCCCCCCCCAUUUAUAAGCCCACUUAAAACCCCUCACGAAGUUGCAGGAGCCCAGAGUUUAUAAGCAGAGGUUUACGGUACUUCAGUAAUUUUAUUACGAGGCGACCAUGAGCGCUUUGACGAUUUUACAUCAGUCUUUUCAACCCAUGCAAAACCUCCUAUGGAUAAUUGUACUGGAGAGUGAUUUGUGAACUUUUCAAGCCCUUUCGAACCUUAAAGUUCUUAAAAUGGACAAAAAACCGUAAAAUUUUUAUUCAUGUAUUUUGGAAUUAAAUAACCAAAUUUUUGUUGGGGAAAUUAAUUGAAUUAAUCUACUUCAUGCAAUUAAGCUUGCAGAUGGAAUGGCAAAUUGUAUUACGAAGGCGACCAUUGGAAAGAAAAUGGCGUCGAGUUUUACUGCAUUAGUAUUUCAAGUCAAAAAGUGAGACCUGGCUGUUAUGUUGAAAACGGACGAAUUGCGUGCACUGGAGCAAUCCCAGGUUGGUUUUGUUUUGUUUGGUUUUUCACUAAUCUUUAUGAAGCCAAUGACUGUUUCUUUUUUUAACCCUGUGUUUCAGGUUCACUAGAUCAGUUCACACUUCUGCUCUACUGAACUCAGUGAACUUCAUUAAAAGUUCAAAGAAAAAAAGUUUUGGAGUUUUGGCAGAAUUUGUACGAGAAGUACGCGUCAAUUGGGCACUACAAUAAAAUGAUCAUAGACAUCCCGGCUUUUGCUGAUUUUCUGAUACGGGGACUGAUACCGACCCCAUCGUCUCAUUUAAAAAGGGAACAUUUACUGGACUUGGACAAGAGUCAUUUAAUUCACUGCUUUGGUUUCAGGAAUACAAAACUUGUCAUUAAUAUCAAGAGACGCUCUUUUUCUGUGCGACAGUGGUGAUGAGAUAAGAUCGCUCGGUGACAGAUGUAACAUUAAACCAGAAUGCGCCGACCUCUCAGAUGAGAAGGACUGUGACAACUGUAAGUGU
This is a messenger RNA of Porites evermanni, 9966 nucleotides long. NCBI's taxonomy places the organism in Eukaryota, Metazoa, Cnidaria, Anthozoa, Scleractinia, Poritidae. The record is from the annotation of a GenBank genome assembly.